UAGUGAUGGUGGAGAGAAGGGAAAGAACUAACGUUCAAGCCGUAUCCACCAACCAAGCCUCAGCUUUGGCAUCACUUUGAAGGAUAACCAGCGACCUUUAGGUGGCAAGCAUGUCGUUCUUGCAAGCAAUCAUCACCAUCUCCACCACCACUUACGGUCUCCCCAUAAGUAGAGGUGUAGAGUUGGAAGGAUCGCAGCUAACAGCAGCAUGGCGGGAGGAGACCAAACAGAGUCGCUAACCAGCUCCUCCAAGGCCACAAAGACCGUGGCGGACAAGACCUUGAAAGGCUUCGGCAACCUCAUCCGCGUCCUCCCCAGCGGCACCGUCUUCAUCUACCAGUUCCUCAACCCGCUCCUCACCAACAAGGGCGAUUGCCACGUCGUUAAUAAGUACCUCACCGGCGCCCUCCUGUGCUUCUGCGGCUUCUUCUGCUGCUUCUCCUCGUUCACCGACAGCUACACCGGGAGCGACGGGAAGCUUCACUACGGCGUCGCCACCAAAGACGGCCUCUGGCCGUUCUCCGACGAGAGCUCCGGCUCCGUCGACCUCUCCAAGUACAAGCUCCGCUUCGGGGACUUCGUGCACGCGUUUUUCGCGCUGGUGGUGUUCGCAGCGAUCUCUCUGUUGGACUCCAACUCCGUCUCCUGCUUCUACCCCUCCUUCGGGUCCCAGCAGAAGGUGGCGCUGAUGGUGUUGCCUCCGGUGCUGGGCGCCAUAGCGAGCUCGGUGUUCAUGGUGUUUCCCAACACUCGCCACGGCAUCGGCUACCCUCCCUCGGAGACCACGUCGGAUUCCUCCUAAGAGUGAUGGGUUAUGUGCUGCUUCGUGCUAACAGCGUAACGCGCGAGGACGUGAGAAACUAUGCAGUUCUCUGCUCUACAUGUUCAGCUCAUUUCAGCAAAAUGAAUCAACUCACGAGUUACCAGUAA
Messenger RNA from Musa acuminata AAA Group (dessert banana), 930 nucleotides. Its product is annotated as protein DMP2-like. The record is from RefSeq and is a predicted model, not a curated record. Lineage: Eukaryota; Viridiplantae; Streptophyta; Magnoliopsida; Zingiberales; Musaceae. The transcript has a single exon. Bases 209 to 802 code for a protein of 197 amino acids. Gene Ontology annotation, biological process: endomembrane system organization.